Arachis ipaensis is the source of this 799-nucleotide messenger RNA. The record is from RefSeq and is a predicted model, not a curated record. Lineage: Eukaryota; Viridiplantae; Streptophyta; Magnoliopsida; Fabales; Fabaceae.
UCCUGACGAAGGCCUGAAACCUAUUGCUUCUCUCGCCUAUCGCAAUUCUUCCACUUCAAAGGACUGCUAUCCCGCCUUCUCUUCUCAGGAGUUUAAGAUGGCCCGGAAAGGUCGAUUCACGAAAAAAUCAAAGUUUGGACCAGGAUUUCAGCAACCUCAAACGGGAGCGACUGCGACUUCGGACCCCCACCAUGAUGGCUCUCAAAUUCACCCGAACAGUGGUGAUAGUGUCCCUACAAGUGGUGAUAGUGUCCCCGCUACUUCACGCCCUUUCCGUCCCCCGCGAAGUAAACCAAGGCCUGCUCCACAGAUGAGCACAAACAGUGUCCAGAACUCGCUGCCAGGCCAUCUAAACUUGGACGCUAAUGCAAACGAGGAAACUCUUGUUGAUGAAGAAGUUGACGACCUCCAUGAUGCUUCUGGAGCUCAGAGUCGCAGAGGACGCAAGACUACAGAGUUUUGGGCGGUUAAGACCAUCGAUUCUGACGGCACAAUCAAGCCGGCGAAACUAAGCGUGAGGGAGGCUAUGGAACGGCCUAACGGUAGGAAGAUCGUGCUCAGGUUCAACAACGCAAAGCAAGCAAUUGGGGACGAAGCUGGACUGUUGAGUGGCGUGCUUGGUCUGCUGGGAUCUGAUUAUGGAAAAUUUCCCAUCUGUAGAAAAAGUUGGUGUCAGAUUUCCACGAAAGACAAGGUGUAUAACGAAUGUGUCAAGGUAAUAGUUUAAAUCCCGGGUAACCUAACUCUGCGUAUUUUUACAAUUAUUGAUUACAUUUAUUAUCUGUGCAGCAAAUUUUUC